Molecule: messenger RNA, 1369 nt
Organism: Halichondria panicea
Lineage: Eukaryota; Metazoa; Porifera; Demospongiae; Suberitida; Halichondriidae
Product: mucin-2-like
Exons: 4
Coding region: 72-1295 (407 amino acids)
Biological process (GO): chromatin remodeling
Cellular component (GO): Ino80 complex; nucleus
Source: RefSeq, a predicted model, not a curated record
UAGAAGUCUCCCACAUGGUUGGUGCGCAUUAAAUAGAGUUAGGUUAAGAAGUUUCUUUUGUGUUGUGAGACAUGUCGUGCGAGGCAGACAAUAAAAUGGAGGUGGAUGAAGAGGCUGUGGCUACCACUGCUCGUCAGGUCUCCUCAGAGUCCUACAAGGAACAGUACAGGCAACUCAAAUCAAAGCUAAAAUAUCUCGUUUAUGAACAUGAAUGCUUUGAGGUCGAAGUUCAACGAGGCCAAGCAAAAUUGCUGGAGCUCUCUCAUGACAAAAGUUACUUGUUGGACCAGCUCAUGCGUUACGAGCCAGUGCUGAUAUCUGAUGAUGAUGACAGGGACGACUUCACAGAUCUCUCUGCCAGCGAGGAUGAAACGCUGUACUCUGACCUCUGGCAACAGCCUUCCCCCCUCAUCCCUCUGAAGUCCUCUGGCACCCCCACACCCUCCACUCGUCCCUCUGAGCCAUCACGACAGUCCAUCUCUAAAGCAGCAUCCAUUAGUAGCAAACCAACUAAGAGACAGACGAAGAAAGUGAACCAAGGAGCAGCCGUGAAGAUUGCUAAAACUGUUAUCAGAGCACGAUCAGUUACGAGUGUUACCAAGGCAACCACACGACCCAACAGAGUCAAAUCUCCGGUAGUGUCGCUCGUUGUAUCACUGCCACGCCCACCCACUGGGCUACAAGUCACGUCAGAGGGUGUGGUUACGACACAUCAUGCCCAACAAGAAGACCACGAGUCAGCAGAACCCAUCAUCACUAACCACACAUCUCCCCCACCCCUCACAAAGGUCACACUCCCCACAUCCACACAGGGGGUGCUCCCGUCCAGCUCCUCCUCCAGUGGCACCUCCUCCAGCGGGGACAGCGACUCAGACGAUGAGUCAACCACUUCUUCUAGUGAAACACGAAAUGACGCAUCAAUAGAUCGCUCUCCUGUUCAAAUGGUGGCAGAGGCUAAGACUUCGUUAUCUCUGUUACGGCCUAAGGCUAUCACUUCACCUGUCAAAACGGCACCGCCGCAUAAUAUUGAAAUGGGCGUUGGCAAUCCGCCUACGAUGCUAUCUCCCCUCAUGUCUCCGACAGGACUGGUUCAAUGGACCCCCUCAGACACUACCCCCCACGUAGGGUUCACUCUAUUAGGUCCCCCCCUGCUGAGCUCCCCUCCGUCCUCUCUCCCGUUCUCAUCGUUAGGGAAGCCACACAAGAGUGCAUUCCAACUGGUCAGCCCUCGGAGGGACUCUAACCACACCCACCCCGCCAUUGAUGGACGUAACUCUAACGAUGAACCUAUAUAGAUUAUUGUAGAAUUAUUUUAAUAUAAUUAUUUUGUUCAUUUAUUGUUGUUUUAUUGAUGUGCUUAUAAAAAACA